Messenger RNA from Acanthoscelides obtectus, 1688 nucleotides. Lineage: Eukaryota; Metazoa; Arthropoda; Insecta; Coleoptera; Chrysomelidae. The record is from the annotation of a GenBank genome assembly.
CAUAACCUCAUUUUUCAAAAAACAAAUCUUCCAAAAAUUGUUUUAUAUGUGAUAUUUUGCAUAAAAUAUUGUUUUUGUAUUUCUGUGAUAAUGUGGAAACCUUUUGCAACCGAAGACAGUGCUUAUUUAAUAAAAUACUGGAAUAAUCAGAACACGAUUGAAAUAUUUUUAUCAAAUUUGAAAUUGUUGUGGAUUGGUAAUUUUACAAAAGAAUCUUUAUCCGAGAUGUUUGAGAAGCUAAACCCUUCCAUAGAAGUAGAAGAUGUAGCAUCUCAAGUGAUACAGAUCUUGGAUAUGAUAGACCAAGAAAACACAGACACAACCAUAAUAAAUAGCAAUAGAGUUCUGGAAAUGAAAGUUAGCUCAUUUUUAUCUCAAAAUAUUGAAUAUAAGGUGCCUGUGAAGCUAGAGUUUGAACUUAUCCUAACAGAGGAUGAAAAGUUCAAGGAAUUAAUAACUAUCCCUAUGAUCCAAACAAUUAAUUAUUUGGAAACUCAACAAAAAGUUCUGUGCAGUAUAAUCAGUAAAAAGGAUCGUGAAUUAGAGGAAUAUAGAUUAGAAAAAGGGGUUAUUUCAAGAGGUGAUCUUGUAACAGAACCACUCGAUCUGAAUGUGUUAAAAACAUCUAGUGACAAAUUACUGUUAAAUACAUUUCAACAGUCUAAAAGCUUCAUAGAUCAUAUUUGUCAAUUCCAUGAAAUGGAAACACCAGUUACUGUGCUUUUGCCAGAAUCACUACAAGAAAAGAGUAUAAAAAGGAAGAGGAAGGUAUAUCGUGGUGGAACUGUGACCAAGUAUACAAGCAUUUAUGGAGGAAGACCAGAAACUAUGAAUAUUAAAAUCGAGCAACAAAUAAAAACUGAAAAAGAAUAAAAAUGUAUUUUUAAUCAGGCCUUCGACUGUGUCCAACAUGACGUUCUACAAAAAUGGCGUCGGUACAAGUUUCAUAGUAGUAACCUUCAACAACACUACCUCCAAUACAACGACAAUUUCAUGUGGCGUCCCACAGGGUUCUGUGCUAGGUCCACUUGUAUUCUUAAUAAACAUAAAUGACCUUCCUUAUUGUAAGACAAACCGAAACCUUAUACUGAUGUUUGCUGAUGACACAACAAUGCUCUGUAGUAGCAAAUCGAUUGUUCUACUUUUCUCUACAAAUAUUGAAUAUGCAAUAAAUUGAGCAAAUAAACUGACACUUAAUGCUUCAAAGACACAGUCCAUGGUAAUAAGUUUGUGUCACUAUAACGUCAAUGCCAUAGACACAGUAAAAUUUAUGGGUGUCAGUAUUCACAUACACACUUCGGAGGAAGAUGUAAACAGUAUCCCCAGGGAACUAUCCAAGACCAUCUAUUUAAUUAGAAAUCUGAAAAGGUUUGUUUCUGAUCACCACUAUGGAUACUUCCACUCAAGAAUGUCAUAUGCACUUUUGAACUCGGGUCAUUCUAUCCAUAUGCCCAAAGUAUUUGCACUACAAAGGCGCUGCAUCAGUCAUCACAGGUCUGAGUUAUGUGCAGCUAUGUAAAGAGGCAUUCAUUAACCUAAAGAUCCUUACCCUUCCAUUUCUAUAUAUUUGUCUGCUUAUAUUGUAUAAACAACAAAUGCACAGUUAUGUACAUAGUUACAAUACACGUAAAAUGCCUAAGUUAGAUAUUCCUAAACAUCGUCUACAAAGAAAUAGCAACUGAUCUAAC